CAGAAAAGGAUUAAUAAUGGGUAUGAUCUCAACCCAUGCUUACGCUUAGCUAUAAUAUCCUUUUGACCAUUGCUAACAUAACUUACAGGUAACUCUUCAGAUAUCGAGCGUAGCAUUUCGCCCACUGCAGAAGAGAAGAUGGCGAAGACACCACCGGGUGAUUCGCACGCCCCAUAUCUCGACCCCUCCGUUAUGGAGGAUGACUAUGAGGGCAAGCCGACUGAUGAAGAGCUGAAAACCUUACGCCGAGUACCCGGCAACUUGCCCGUUGUCGCCUAUCUUAUCUGUAUUGUGGAAUUCUGCGAACGAGCUUCCUACUAUGGUGUACAGCCCUUGAUUAGCAAUUAUGUUAACCGACCUCUACCUGUGGGCGGAAACGGCUACGGAGCACCUCCCGAGGGCACGCAGCAAACGGCUGGUGCGCUAGGAUUGGGAACCGUCCCAGCCAAUGCUGUUACCCAAUCGUUCAGUUUAUUAGCAUACGCACUGCCUAUGUUGUUUGGAUGGCUCGCCGAUGUGAAGACUGGCCGUUUCAUGCUCAUCUGCUGGGGCGUGGCUGUCUUUGGUCUUGCCCACGUCUUGAUGGUUGCAGCUGGUGCCAAGGACCUUUUAGCAGCCGGCACGGCCAAGGUCCCCUAUUUCCUUUCCGUCUAUAUUUUGUCCAUUGGUGCUGCCAUGUUCAAGCCCAACGUCUCGCCUCUACUUCUCGACCAGAUGACCACAACCGUUCCUAAGGUCAUAACCACAGCCGACGGUGAGAGGGUGAUCCAAGACCCCGAGUCUACAACCGAGCGUGUUAUGCUUUGGUUUUACCUUCUAAUCAACAUUGGAGGUUUCAUGGGAGUUGCUACAUCAUACUCUGAGAAGUAUGUGGGCUGGUGGCUAGCCUUCCUGAUUCCUCUUCUGCUUUACCUCCCUCUGCCGCUUCUUCUUUGGUUCCUGUACAAGCGUUUGAUCCUUCAUCCCCCAGGAGGGAGUGAUCUUGGUAACGUCUUCCGAGUUCUCGGUAUUUGCCUGAAACGGGGUGGUAUUAGGAGAAUCGGUCGUCGCGGAUUUUGGGACUUGGCCAAGCCCUCGAACAUCGCAGCUAUGGGCUUAAACUACAAGACAACCUGGAACGAUGAGUUUGUGGAUGAUGUUCGACGUACUUUCCAGGCCACUGGGAUUUUCUGCUUCUUCCCUAUACAGUACAUCAACGACAAUGGUCUCGGAGCUGCAGCCAGCUUCCUGUCGACUAUGCUAACCACCAACGGCGUUCCCAACGACGUCAUCAGCAACUUCAACUCACUCAGUAUUAUCGCGAUGGCCCCAGUUCUAAAUUAUGGCCUUUACCCGCUUCUACGGAGGUUCAACAUCCACUACGGCCCCGUCGCCCGUAUCACGACCGGUCUUGCUAUGUCUUCGAUCGGCGGUGCUGCAUACACGGUCUUGAACUACUACGCAUACCAACAAUCGCCUUGCGGUGACCAUGGCUCCAGCGACUGCACAAUUGGCACUGGUGUGGCACCCAUUAGCAUUUGGUGGAUGGCGAUUCCUUUUGCUAUCGGCGGUAUCUCGGAGCUGUUCGUCAACGUACCCGCUUACGGCAUCGCUUACUCCCGCGCUCCCGUCAACAUGAGAGGUCUCGUGUCAGCCCUUAACCUAUUAAACACGGCUUUCGCCUACGCCAUCGGAUUGGCCUGUUCAUCCGUCAUUACGGAUCCCUAUCUGACGUGGGAUUUCGGCGGCCCGGCCAUCGCUGGUGGGGUUCUAACCAUAAUCUUCUACUUUACCUUCCGCCACAUCGACGAGGAGGAAUUUUCCCUCAGCCACAACAAUGACUACCACCUAAAGCUAGAGGGCACCCUCAACGUCGUCGGCGAGAACGAGCUUAAUAAGACUCCCAACCGGCCCGCACCUAUUGCCGAAAACGAGGAGGUGAUGAUUUCGCAGAAGCAAUAAUUCUUCGUUUUCUGCAUCAAUAGCUCUUUACAUCAUGGGUAGCAGGGAAUCAUUUCGGGUAAUGGCAUGGAUAUGGGAGGCGUGCAAGAAAAGCUAGCCUAUGCAGGUCGAAUACUGCGGGACAGGGUUCCGAUACUUUACAUAUGCUUAUUCAUAUUUGGCUACUACCAUGUGUAGAUAUGUGUGUAUGUGUAUACGAGCGACGCGGCAUAUGCUCGCUCGGCAGGUACCGCGCGUGGAAUGACGGACUGCAAUUAGUUCCUACUCUACAACACUCAAAUAACUCUGGUGAUUAUUAGGGCUUUGGGAAUAGGAUGGUCGCAUUUAUAAGGACUCAUUGUCGGAAUAUAAUAUAUUGAUACCUCACUCUAUACAAU
Messenger RNA from Hypoxylon fragiforme, 2318 nucleotides. RefSeq names its product general substrate transporter. The record is from RefSeq and is a predicted model, not a curated record. Gene Ontology annotation, cellular component: membrane. Gene Ontology annotation, biological process: transmembrane transport. NCBI's taxonomy places the organism in Eukaryota, Fungi, Ascomycota, Sordariomycetes, Xylariales, Hypoxylaceae. The coding region runs from base 139 to 1941 and encodes 600 amino acids. The transcript has 3 exons. Gene Ontology annotation, molecular function: dipeptide transmembrane transporter activity.